AACUUUCUACAUGUUCAAUGGCUGUGUAUGGAAACCGAACUGUUGAGUAAUGGAAUGUUUGUUUUCUGUUUACUGAGACGUCAUAUCUGUAAUUGCCAUGUUUAUACGUAAUGCUGAAAUUUUCCUCUGAAACUACGAGGGAAAGUUAUUGAAAAUUAAUUCUUUUCCUUUCGUAUUUUAAAGUAGUUUGUAGCUAUUAAAAAAUCAGGUAUUUAAAUGAACAUUUUUUGUAUUGCAUGGGCAAAAUAGCGAGGAUAUGACAGUAGAAGAUCCAUUUUUCGUUGUAAAAAAUGAGGUUGUGGAAGCUGUAAAUAAGACUAAAGACCUUUAUCAACGGUGGUGUGAAUUAAAAGACCUAAACCUUAUCAGUAAAGAAGAAAUCGAGUGGACAACUAAUGAGCUGAAAAAUAGUUUCCGUAGCAUUGAGUGGGAUUUGGAAGAUUUAGAAGAAACUAUUUCUAUUGUUGAAAAGAACCCUAAGAAAUUUAAAAUAGAUUGUACUGAAAUUAGUACAAGAAAAGCCUUUAUUGAAAAAACAAAGGAAGAAGUACAGUCCAUGAAAGAUAAAAUGUUUGAAACAAGGGAAAAGAAAAUGCGACAAGGUUUACUUGGCACUGGUUAUGCAAAGUACACUCGUUUAGAAAAUGAAAUUGAAAGUCCAACACAGAGCAAUUUUAUUGAAGAACAGCAAAAAGCUCAGCAGUUGAUCGUUGAUUCACAAGAAGAGCAGAUUGAGAGAGUAGGAGCUACUGUUGGGACUUUAAAAUCAAUGAGCAGCCAGAUAAGAAAUGAGUUAGAGGAACAGUCUGUGAUGCUAGAUGAAUUGGGUUAUGAAAUGGAAGUUACAGAAUCCAAGAUGGAUGCUACAGUGAGCAAAAUAGCCAAAGCAUUACAUAUGACUAGUGAUAGAAGACAGUGGACAGCUAUUGGAGUGCUUCUGCUAAUCAUAUUUAUAGUCAUACUUCUAUUUUUUAUUCUGUGAAAGAAGCAUUCCUGUCUCUUCUUGUAGCAGUGGUUGUACAUAAGAUUUAUGCCAUCCAUUGAUUGUGUAUAGAAAUUUUAUCAUCUUUUGAUAUUAUUCUUAUAUGCAUUAAAUAACUAAUAUGGAUUGUUUUUAAAAAAACUUGUUUAUGGUAUAUAUAUCUUGUGUUAGAUAUUGUUUGUAAUCUCAAUAUUUUUCAGGGUUAUUUUGUUUGUUUACAUUCCAUUUUGUGUUCCACUGUUUUUUUCUGGAUUUGAUUGCAUUUUUUCAAUUUCUUAUUCAAAGUGGUAGAAAAUUGUAUUAUCACUUAUUUAGCAGCUGUUCAAAGUAAUGAUUGACACUAUUUUUUUCUUUUGAAAGAAAAUGUGUUGGAAUUAUAAUCAUUAUUUCUUACAUUGAUUUUAAUUCAGGGUUUAUAAAAUACAGUGUUUGUAGUUUUGUGGCUGUUAUAUCUAUUACUAUAUUUAGUGAAUAAAUGUUUUUAUUGAUUAAAAUCCAUGAAAAAAUAAAACAGUUUUAUUUAAGCUGUUCAAAUUUUUAAAUUCAUGUUUGCUAAUAAUUUUUAAAUACGAAACCUUUUUUGUUAUGCUAAUAUUGCUGCUAUUUUAAUCAAAAAAAGCAUUGGGAGUAUUUCACUGCCUUUGUUGGAAUUUUCAAAUUAAAGACAUAAGUUUUUAGCACCUUAUUUAAUGUGAAUUUUUUUAAGAUUAAGCAAUUGAAUGAAUAGAAUUUAAAUAUUGCCAUAUAUUGUGAUAUUUUAUAGGAUAGAAUUUAUAAUAUAUCAUAUUUAGAAAAAGAAUUUUCACAUGUUUUGUAUAAUGUUUGAGUUAUGAAAAUAUUAAUUUUUAUUUGAAAUUAUUUAUUUUGAAAGGCAUACUCUGCUAUUAAAAUUACUUCAGUUAUUCUAAGAUUUCUUUAAAAAUGAAUAAGGUACUAAUUUUAAACUUUUAUUCCAUGCUCUAUACAAGACAAUUUUUAAAAACUUCUUAUACAGUUUUAUGGUUGAAAAUGAUAAUUGAUAAUGUUAAUUUUCUAAAUCCAUAAGUAUAAAUAUGAGCAAAUAGCACCUUCCUUUUGUACCUCGUUGUACCAAAGCUUAAAUUCUUUACUAAAAUAAAUGACUUUUCCUAUAUUUUUAACUGUUUAAAUAAUAUGAACUGUUUUUCUCGAGGGGGAAAAAAAUUGUGCUAAAACAUUAUUUUUUGAAUUCUUUGUUUUCUCACAUAUCAUUUUUUUUUUAAAUGAAAUCAUUUUUUAGUUUAAAACCUAAAUUCUGGCUUCAGAGUGUUUUUUUGUACAUGUUUUGUGUUAUGAAAGUAUUUUAUUACUUCAUAACUACAUUAAAAUGCAUAUAUCCCUGUAUAUACAGCAAAAGUGAGCUCUGUAUUUUAGGAGUAAUAUAUGUCCAUUAUUGUAAAAUGUCUGUGCUCUGCCACCUGAGAUUAAUUGUAGCAUCUCUAUUGCCCAAACUUUGAGAAAUGAAAAUCUUAAUUUAUAAUAACAAAAAACCCAAUAUCAUUCAUUUAGUAUUAAUUAACUGCAUGUAUACAUCAAUUUAACUCUUUUGACACUGCACUGACCAUUGGGGUUAACUACAUCAUCCACUCCAGCUUUUUUUUUGGAAUAUAAUUUUGGGCAUAUAGAGAUUUAGUCUACAUACAUAUGCUUUUUUUUUCCUUGCAUAUUUAAUUUUAAGAAAAUUGCAAAAGAAUUGUACAACUUUCUUAUAUUAUUCGCCAUAUUGUAUUUUCAAAGGUAAGAAAUGGAAGAAGUUUAAAUUUGAGUGGUUUUUAAAUUUAGUGUAUUUUCUUGAAUUUUAAUUUUAUUGUCUUAUAUAUUUAUGAAUAAUGAUUGAUAGAAUUAGUAAAAAUUACUAAUGUAUUAUUUUUUAAUCUGUGAUAAAAAAAUUAUUUUUGAAUAUCUCUAAUUCUUAUUUUGAAAGUGACUCAUUAUUUAAUUAUCAUAGCACAAAAAAACUGGGAAAAAAAAGAUUUCACACAAGAAUCUUGGAAUGUUGUAUUACUUUUUGUUACAUAUCAGAUAUCAUUUGUACCUGGGGUUCCCCACUUCUAAUAUUAGGUAUUUUUCAUUUAACAUACUUAGUCACAAGCGUUUAAAACCAUUUGCUUUAGUGAUACUUUAAUCUUUUCAGGGCUUUGUAAUUUUUGAGAUCAUGCUAAAGUUAAAGAUUAAGAAAACAUCUAUUUGAACAGCUAUAAUUUUAUUCUUUGUUAUCUAUAUUUACUACUUUAAAUGUAUUUAAUGUGCCAAUGGAAACUUAAAUAUAAAGCUAUCUUGUAUGUGAAUUUAGUUAAAGUAUUUUUAUUUUUAAUUGUGUUAAAAUUUCUUAUGCUAAAUGUUAUUUCUGCUCAUUUUCAGUUUUUGUUAUGAAAUUUAAUUAUUUUCUGUUAUUGCAUAAUGUGAUCACAAUAAAUAUUGUAUUAUAAAUGUUAUGUAGUAAUAAAAAAUGUAUAUUGUUUUAUGUAGAAACUAGGUUUCACAGAAUAUAAAGUACUUGCAAGUGAUAAUAAAUUUUGUAAAUCUCAA
Molecule: messenger RNA, 3529 nt
Organism: Argiope bruennichi
Lineage: Eukaryota; Metazoa; Arthropoda; Arachnida; Araneae; Araneidae
Product: syntaxin-6-like
Exons: 8
Coding region: 257-982 (241 amino acids)
Biological process (GO): intracellular protein transport; vesicle fusion; Golgi vesicle transport
Cellular component (GO): endomembrane system; SNARE complex; synaptic vesicle membrane
Molecular function (GO): SNAP receptor activity; SNARE binding
Source: RefSeq, a predicted model, not a curated record